AUGGAAUCGACUACAAAAGAAAAAUUGCUCCCUAUUCCUAAGAGGUCAUUUUUUGCGAAACUCUGUAUGUGUUUUUGUUUGUCAAAUAAAGCUCAUCAAAGUGAUGAUAUUUCUAUGAGCCCAUUUGAUACUUUUGCAAGCUCGACUUGCAAUGAUCCUGAUGUCUAUUCUAUCAAGAAUUAUUCAGCAGACAAAAUUUUAUACUGUGCUUGAUUAAGAUUUUAAAUAAUUUUAUAUAAAAAAAGCCUGAAAUAUCCCAAAUUAAAUAUAAUUUAAUACACAUUACUUAUUAGGAGCAGAAAAUAAAAAGAUUUUGUGUAUUUUUAAACAUAUGGCAAUAGAGUCUUUAGAAGACCAUAGGAUAAGUGGAGAAAGGCCUCCAGAAAUUGAAGAAGAAAAUUGACGACAAAGGUACAGAAUUUUUUCCAAAUAUGAUGAAGGGAUAAAACUAGAUUGGGAUAGCUGGCUUGUAACACCUCAUGAAAAGAUCGUAAAAUCAAUAGCAAAAUAUGCAGUUUUAAGAGGAAAGCCUAAUUCUGUGAUUGAUGCGCUUUGUGGGGUUGGUGGUUUUACUAUACAAUUUGCCAAGUAUUGCAAAGUCAUUGCUAUUGAUAUAGAUCCAGUGAAAAUAGGUUUUGCUCAAAUAAAUGCUGAAGUUUAUGGGGUUAGUGAAAAUAUCGCUUUUAUUGAAGCUGAUUUUCUAGAAGUUGCUCAUGGGCAUAGGGCAGAUCUGACGAUUGUAUCGCCUGAUUAUUUGAAGUGUGGAGAAUCUUUUGAUAUGAAUAAUUUUAGACCAGAACUCCCAAUACUAAUAAGUUCUGCUUUGAAAUGUUCACAGUCAGUUUUAAUCUAACGAUGACCCCCCCCCUCAAUCUUCAUGCCUAUUGCAACAAAAAUGCAAUUUUUUUAAUAUAAAAUUUUAUAUAAAAAAAAUAAUAAUUUUCAUGUCUCUUGAAACAAAUUAUAUACAUUAAAAUGGCGACACGUGUCAACCUGCCCUCUUGGCGAAGCAGUCCAGACCUUAUGGCUACGGCGAACUGGGACCGACUCCGAGCCGAGAAUCAGACGCAGGCUCAAGAAAUGUGUAUCCAGGUAGGUUUUGGCUGCUUCAAUGGUUGGAAAUAGAUGCGUUCAAUAGCGUUCUUUGGAUCCGAGGACCCAUGGGCAUUCCUCUACCGAGAAACUGGGGUUUUCAGCCCAGGCCACAGGGAAACAGUCUUUUUCCUGUAGCUGUCGAAGGAAGGCACUUUGACCUCCAAUCGCCCGUAGCAGGGCCGCAGAAAUCCAUAAGCCGCCCACUCAAGACUGAAGUCGCAAGGUAAGGAGGAGACAGAAGGUACUCGUAAGAGGCAUAGACCUCUGGGCUUGUGUCGAAAAGCGGUAGAACCUUCCGUACGGGAGGUUUUUGGUGACUGCGUCACCAAUAUGGCUAGCACCUGUCUGUAAUAAUCCUAACCCUCUUGCAACAAAUUUUCGAUGCGCAUCUUAAAUUUUUCCGUACUUUUUAGCUAGAUAAGUUUAAUAAAAUGCGAGCGAUGACAAUAACCGUCCAAACCUCGAUGAGAAGUUCAUUGACACGCCUACAGCAGCGCUGCUUUAUGGUCUUUUUGAGAAACUCACCUUGAGAAAAAAUGCAUUAAUUUUUUUUAUAAAAAAUGUUGUGUUGCAGUAGGCAUGAAAAUUUUUUCGAAAAAUUUUUGUUGCAAUAGACAUGAAGAUUGAGGGGGGGGGUCAUCGUUAUUUUUGCCUCCAAAUGUAGAUGUACAACAAUUUGCAAAUGUAAUUUAUGAAAUCGACGAAACACAGCCUUUUAUAGAAAUCACAUUGCUAUUUGAUGGAAGCCACUUAAAAGCUGCUUCCUGCUUGCUUGGACCAAUCGUAAAAUUCCCUACAAAAGAUGUGAUUCUUGCAAUAUCAAGUAGGCUAGGACUUAUUAGAGAGCAAAAAGAAUAUUUAAAACAAAUUGUUGAACAAGUUUCUAUAAAAACUCUGAUGGAUCUUGUUAAUGAGACUGAGAGGAUUGCAAAAGAUGUAAAAUAUAAAGGAAAGAAAUUCUUGGAACUUGCUAUGAAAAUUCCUGAUAUUAAAUUAGAAGGAAUUCCUGUUUUAUUUAAAGGAGAAAAUUAUGAACCGAUUUUACAGAUAUUCAAAGAAAGAGGAGAUACUAUAAUUGAAAAAGAAAUUGAGGGAGACGCGAUUCUUGAAAUAAAAGGUGAAAGAAUUGUAGGGAGUAAAAACAUAAUUGAGCACUUAAACUCGAAGAAAGUUGAUAUGAAAUUUAUCACUGAAGAUGAUAUUAAUUUUGGCUAA
Messenger RNA from Blepharisma stoltei, 2310 nucleotides. NCBI's taxonomy places the organism in Eukaryota, Ciliophora, Heterotrichea, Heterotrichida, Blepharismidae. The record is from the annotation of a GenBank genome assembly.